Molecule: messenger RNA, 1164 nt
Organism: Vicia faba (fava bean)
Lineage: Eukaryota; Viridiplantae; Streptophyta; Magnoliopsida; Fabales; Fabaceae
Source: the annotation of a GenBank genome assembly
AUGGAAAGCUCAAUUGGAGCGAGGCAAUGGCCUCGACUCAUAUAUACAAUAGCACUUUGCUUAAUUGCUUUUACUACUUUUGCUAUUGCUGAUGAUGAUAAGCCUUACUAUGGAGGCCAAUAUCCAUACAACAACUAUCCUCAACCACCUUACACUUACAAACCACCUCCAUAUAAUACCUAUCAAUCUCCACCCCCAUAUGCUUAUAAAUUCCCUCCAUAUAACAAUUAUCAAUCUCCACCACCUUAUGAAAACAAAUUUCCUCCAUAUAAUUAUCAAUCUCCUCCUCCAUAUGAUAAUAAAUUUCCUCCAUAUUACUAUAAAUCUCCACCAUCUCCUUAUUUCGACAAAUUCCCUCCAUAUAACUAUAAAUCUCCACCUCUACCAUCACCAUCACCACCACCUCCUUAUGUCGAUAAAUUUCCACCCUAUUAUUACAAAUCUCCUCUUCUACCAUCUCCAUCACCACCACCUCCUUAUCUCUACAAAUCACCACCCCCUCCACCAUAUAUUUACAAGUCUCCUCCUCCACCAUCACCUCCUCCACCAUACGUCUAUAACAGUCCACCUCCUCCAUAUGUUUACCCAUCACCACCUCCCCCACCUUAUGUUUACAAAUCUCCUCCUCCACCGUCUCCAUCACCACCCCCUCCAUAUAUUUACAAAUUUCCACCUCCUCCAUCUCCUUCUCCACCACCUCCAUAUGUAUAUAUUAGUCCACCACCUCCAUAUAUUUACAAUUCACCACCACCCCCUUCACCACCCCCUCCAUAUGUCUAUAAGUCACCACCUCCUCCACCAUACGUAUACAAUAGUCCACCUCCACCCUCACCACCACCUCCAUAUGUCUACAAAUCUCCUCCACCACCAUACCCCUCUCCUCCUCCACCAUAUGUGUAUAAGUCACCACCACUUCCAUCUCCUUCACCACCUCCUCCAUACGUAUAUAAGUCUUUACCCCCUCCAUAUGUUUAUGAGUCUCCACCAUAUAUCUAUAAACCCCCAACACUACCUCCAUAUGUUUAUAAAUCUCCUCCUUCAUCCUACAUCUAUGCACCCCCAUCACGUCCAUCUUAUUCAGCACCUCCUCCAUACAUUUACAAAUCUCCACCUACACCUUAUAAUCCUUACCUAUAUAGUUCCCCUCCACCACCUGUGUACUAA